This is a messenger RNA of Suillus discolor, 1065 nucleotides long. RefSeq lists its product as uncharacterized. The transcript is spliced from 2 exons. The coding region runs from base 1 to 1065 and encodes 354 amino acids. The record is from RefSeq and is a predicted model, not a curated record. NCBI's taxonomy places the organism in Eukaryota, Fungi, Basidiomycota, Agaricomycetes, Boletales, Suillaceae.
AUGGGCAAGGAGAUGAAGGGAUAUUUGGUUGGUCCAAUGCCGGUGGAACAAUUUCUCAAGGAGUUCCUAUCGCCUUCAGCGAUCCCGGAUCAUGAACCUUUAACCUCCUUCUCUGAUGGUGCGUUCGAGAGCACACUCUCUGCUCUCCAGGAGACGAAAGCUUAUGAACCAUUUGUAAUGCAGAUUAACACCAUGUCAUCUUUUGCUCCUGGUCUAUCGUUUAUCGACACCCACAACCAUCCAGACACAACAAAUUGCAAAUUAUUCACAUUUCAAAUCAAACCAGACAUCUGCGUUUAUGCCGAUGGAGCCUUGCCACCCCGCGCUAGACAAUCCUCCUGCGAUAUCUCUGCCGCGGAAGUGAUUAUUGAAUUCAAGUGGGAUCCCCAUCAUACUCCAUUCUAUACGCCUGCAAGUGGCCCAAGUACUACAGCGCACUUCAUAUCUGAAACCGACAAGGCCAUGGACACAUUGGGACAGAUAACGAGUUAUACCACAGCCCAGCUUGGCGCACAAUACCAUACUCACGCAUUCUCCAUUCUGAUCGUAUACGAUCAAGCUCAUAUCAUAAGAUGGGAUAGGGAGGGAGCUACAGUUUCUUCCGCCAUCAACUACAAUGAAGAGCCACAUCUAGCUGAUUUUUUCCAUCGUUACGUACAAGCAUCGCCUGCAUUGCGUGGUGUCGACACUUCGGUAACGCUUGCUAGUGCCGAGGAAUCUCGCCUUGCAAGAUUGCAGUUAGGCCUUUCCGCUACUAGAUGCAUGUUGAAGGUGGCUGUCCCUGAUAUCGAUAACACUGGCUCGGUUACCUUGGUUUUUCCUGCGCCUUCACCAGUCGGUCAAUCCCCUAUUGGCCGAUGUACACGUGCAUGUCCUGCGUACGAUAUUGACAAUGACAGAGUUGUCAUGUUCAAAGACUCUUGGUGGGUCGCAAUCGCCGAUGUCCUACCAGAAGGCGAGACAUACAAAAUAUUAAAAAAAACAAUGUUUCCAACAUUGCAUCGUGCAUUGCAUGUCACGACGUACCCUCUAUCCCUCAACAAACCCCGCAGACUCACAAGUUAG